Fonsecaea pedrosoi CBS 271.37 is the source of this 441-nucleotide messenger RNA. RefSeq lists its product as uncharacterized. Lineage: Eukaryota; Fungi; Ascomycota; Eurotiomycetes; Chaetothyriales; Herpotrichiellaceae. The record is from RefSeq and is a predicted model, not a curated record. The transcript has a single exon. Bases 1 to 441 code for a protein of 146 amino acids.
AUGGCGAGCCUAUCUUCUCGACUUGAUGCCCUUCGUCCAAAGGUGGAAGAGCUAAUGCGCAUUGGCGGGACACCAGGGCUUUCUCUGGAUGUCAUGCACCAUGGGAAUCAGGUCUACUAUGCGAGUUACGGCUACCAUGACGUAGAAGGACGUCUUCCGCCGACUGAUGAGACUGUUCUCCCCGUCUGCUCCUUAACCAAAGCGGUCACUGCGGCAGCCAUCGGAAUACUGGUCGAAGAGAAGAAGGCUCGUUGGGACACCUUGGUCAAGGACGCUCUGCCGUCUUUCCACAUCAACGAUGAUAUUCUACAAAACCACCUGACUCUCACGGAUCUUCUCUGCCACCGUUCAGGCAUCUCAUGGGGCGAUAAUCUAUUCAUCGGCACCGAUAACAACGUUCUCAUUGGCGAGAUACGAUCGGGUUCCACACCAUUAUCUUAG